Molecule: messenger RNA, 1902 nt
Organism: Euleptes europaea (tarantolino)
Lineage: Eukaryota; Metazoa; Chordata; Lepidosauria; Squamata; Sphaerodactylidae
Product: zinc finger protein 436-like
Exons: 4
Coding region: 1-1902 (633 amino acids)
Cellular component (GO): nucleus
Source: RefSeq, a predicted model, not a curated record
AUGGAAGAUGAGAAACUGCAUCAGCUAUCACCGCACAAAGCUAAAAAUCAAGAGAUGAAAGGAGACUUCUGGAAUCGAAGUGGACACAAGAGGCAGAAAGGAAGUCACCUGGCUGAGAAGAGGGAUCAACCCAAUCCUUGCCAAGGAACGGAUUUCCAAGAAAAAAUUCAUAUGACAGAAAACAUUACUUUGCAUCAAAGAAUUCACUCAGGGAGUGAUCAGGAGAAUGAGGAUGAUGAGGAACUGUCUGGGUUACCAUUGGGCACAGCUAAGAAUCAAGAGGUAAAAGGAAAUUUCAGGAAUCUCAAUGGAGCAAAGGGCCAUGAAGGAAGCCACCUAAUUGAGAAGAGGGAUCAACCCACUCCUUGCCAAGGAGGGGAUUUCUGUGAACUAACUCAAAUGGCGGAGGAGAGUGGAAUGGACUUCUUCGAUCAAGUCCAGUAUAAUGUGCAUUUGCCAAAGCACAGUGGAAAGAACACUUUGAAAUGUUUUGAAUGUGGAAGGAGCUUCAGCUGUAGAUCAGAGCUACUUAAACACCAAAGAAUUCACACGACAAGGAAACUGUAUAGCUGCUCAUCCUGUGGCAAGAGCUUCUCACGUAAAUACUUCAAAAACAACUCGGAGCUCCUUGUGCACCAAAGAACCCACACAGGGGAGAAACCUUUUGAAUGCUCAGAGUGUGGAAAGAAAUUCCGUAGGAGUCAUGAUCUUCAGAGGCAUCAAAGAACCCACACAGGGGAGAAACCUUUUGAAUGCUCAGAGUGUGGAAAGAAAUUCCGUCGGAAUUACCAUCUUCAACAGCAUCAAAGAACCCACACAGGGGAGAAACCUUUUGAAUGCUCAGAGUGUGGGAAGAGAUUCAGACAGACACGCGAUCUUCAGAGGCAUCAAAGAACCCAUACAGGGGAGAAACCUUUUGAAUGCUCAGAGUGUGGGAAGAGAUUCAGUCAGACAUGCGAUCUUCAACGGCAUCAAAGAACCCACACAGGGGAGAAACCUUUUGAAUGCUCAGAGUGUGGAAAGAAAUUCCGUCGAAAUUACAAUCUUCAACAGCAUCAAAGAACCCACACAGGGGAGAAACCUUUUGAAUGUUCAGAGUGUGGGAAGAGAUUCAGACAGACACGCGAUCUUCAGAGGCAUCAAAGAACCCACACAGGGGAGAAAUCUUUUGAAUGCUCAGAGUGUGGGAAGAGAUUCAGUCAGACACGCGAUCUUCAACGGCAUCAAAGAACCCACACAGGGGAGAAACCUUUUGAAUGCUCAGAGUGUGGGAAGAGAUUCAGUCAGACACGCGAUCUUCAACGGCAUCAAAGAACCCACACAGGGGAGAAACCUUUUGAAUGCUCAGAGUGUGGGAAGAGAUUCAGUCAGACACGUGAUCUUCAACGGCAUCAAAGAACCCACACAGGGGAGAAACCUUUUGAAUGCUCAGAGUGUGGAAAGAAAUUCUCUCAGAGUUGUAAUCUUCAGAGGCAUCUGUGGGUCAUCCACAGGGAGGAGCAGAACGCACAAUCGGUUCCGGCUGACGUGGCGUGCCAUAACAUCCAACCAGGGGACCUGGUGUGGAUACUAACUUAUCGCAGGAAAAACAAGUUCCAGCCUAAGUGGGAAGGGCCGUACGAAACGCUCCUGGUUACAACGACUACUAUCAAAGUCCAGGGAAAGGACCAGUGGAUACACGCUUCGCACACAAAGCUUGUCAACCCUGAGACGCAUCCUGAAGCAGACCGAGCCAGCCACGAGCCAGGCCAACCAGGUGAUGACAACCGUAUCCCGACUCUCACGCCCCUCUUCACGAUAACAGAGGAGGUGCUGCCUGCGACCAACAGCCAAGUGCCCCAGAGAGAAUCAUAUCUUUUGCGGUCACGCCACCAGCAGCCCAAGACACUUCAUGACCCUUGA